Messenger RNA from Aspergillus welwitschiae, 702 nucleotides. Its product is annotated as PHF5 family protein. The transcript has a single exon. Gene Ontology annotation, biological process: mRNA splicing, via spliceosome. The record is from RefSeq and is a predicted model, not a curated record. Gene Ontology annotation, cellular component: U2 snRNP; precatalytic spliceosome; catalytic step 2 spliceosome. The coding region runs from base 221 to 547 and encodes 108 amino acids. Lineage: Eukaryota; Fungi; Ascomycota; Eurotiomycetes; Eurotiales; Aspergillaceae.
CUUCUCUGUGUCCCCCGACCCAGACUCUUCGAUUGCCUUCCACUGUCUUGCUGCUGACAUAUCUCAUUCUAUUGCUACGAAGCGUCGACUGCUCGUAAUACCUGCAGCUUUCUUUUAGCUAGCGAACUUCUCACUCCAUAUCUCGCGUUGCCCACCGUUCUUCAAGAGUCGUCGCGUCUCCCCCCACUUCAAGAGAAGCUCCUAAUCUCAUAAACCCACCAUGUCUCGCCAUCAUCCCGAUCUUGUCAUGUGCCGCAAGCAGCCCGGCAUCUCUAUCGGCCGCUUGUGCGAUAAGUGUGACGGCAAAUGUCCCGUGUGCGACUCCUACGUGCGUCCCACGACCCUGGUCCGCAUCUGCGACGAGUGCUCCUUCGGAAACUACCAGAACAAGUGCAUCGUUUGUGGUGGAGAGGGUAUCAGUGAUGCCUUUUACUGCUUUGAGUGCACGCGACUCGAGAAGGAUCGGGACGGCUGUCCGAAGAUUAUAAACCUGGGAAGUUCGAGGACAGAUUUAUUCUACCAAAAGAAAAGUUUUCGAAAUCAUUGAUGCUGGCUGGGUGUUGUUUUUCUUGUUCGCCACGCGUUUGGGAACUCUUGGACGCGAACUUGCUGCUAUCUGCAUCGUAUGCUCCUGGCCUUAGGGAGCUCUGCAGAUUUAUGGGGGUGGCUUGGGCGAAUAUAAACGGUUGUUGAGAAUGAGAC